Messenger RNA from Eruca vesicaria subsp. sativa (arugula), 573 nucleotides. Lineage: Eukaryota; Viridiplantae; Streptophyta; Magnoliopsida; Brassicales; Brassicaceae. The record is from the annotation of a GenBank genome assembly.
AUGACAGAGAAGGGACAUUACAUGCCGCCUCGUUACAUUCCAUUACAAGAUUCGGUGGAUGCUGAAGAAGAAGAAGUAACCACCACAACAAGUCUUGAAGUUGCUGUUUCUGGAGACACAAAAGAUGGUCCGAAACAGUGGUCCUCUGGUAUAUGCGCUUGCUUCGACGACAUACACAGCUGUUUUAUAGGUUUGUUCUGUCCAUGCUAUAUCUUUGGCAAGAACGCAGAGCUGUUGGGGUCUGGAACAUUUGCAGGACCUUGCUUAACACAUUGCAUUUCAUGGGCGUUAGUCAACACCGUUUGCUGCUUUGCAACCAAUGGUGUGUUGCUUGGUCUACCUGGAUGCUUUGUCUCAUGUUAUGCUUGUGGAUACCGCAGAUCGUUAAGGACCAAGUACAACUUAGAGGAGGCUCCAUGUGGGGACUUUGUAACACAUUUCUUCUGUCACUUGUGUGCCAUUUGCCAAGAAUACCGAGAGGUCCGAGAACGUAGCAGCGGCUCAAAUCCUCCUGACAUGAAGAUGGCUAUCACCAACGCUCCCUUGGCUCAAACCAUGGAAUCAACUAACUGA